This is a messenger RNA of Leguminivora glycinivorella, 2356 nucleotides long. Its product is annotated as zinc finger protein 485-like. Gene Ontology annotation, molecular function: zinc ion binding; RNA polymerase II cis-regulatory region sequence-specific DNA binding; DNA-binding transcription factor activity, RNA polymerase II-specific. NCBI's taxonomy places the organism in Eukaryota, Metazoa, Arthropoda, Insecta, Lepidoptera, Tortricidae. Gene Ontology annotation, cellular component: nucleus. The coding region runs from base 116 to 2347 and encodes 743 amino acids. Gene Ontology annotation, biological process: regulation of DNA-templated transcription. The transcript is spliced from 12 exons. The record is from RefSeq and is a predicted model, not a curated record.
UCAUAAUUAUUAUGUCUUUAUUCAUUGUUUUUUUAAUAUUGAACGAGCUACGAUUUUCAACAUUUUCACCAAAUAUCUAACCAUUUAAUGCAGGCUGUGAAACGAGAAUUCGACCAUGAAUAUACCACAAAUAAAUUCGCUGCGACAGCACGAGUUGUUGUGCUGCCGUGUUUGUUUAAUGACAGACUGUAAACUGUACAAUAUUCAUGAAUACAAACUUGCCGACACCUUUACUCGCAUCUCUGGGACUCCUGUGUUCCAAGACAGGCUUCCGCAGCACUUGUGUCUGUAUUGCCUCGCGUUGCUCCUCAAAUGUUCGUCGUUCAGAAACAUGUGUCUCCGCACUCUGGACCUUCUCACGCCCGCACUGCUCAUGGGGACGCUGGACACAGAUUAUGUCCGCAAAAACCACAUCCCUCACCGGUUACCCGAGUUAACCCGAACUGAAAACCAAAUAAUAGACUUAAACCCAUUCGAAGAUUUAUAUAAACAAGUACUACACCGAGACAUGUUAAAUGAACAAAUAAUGCCAGUAAACAUUACUGAAGCCAUUCCUGAAGUGAAACCUGAAAUCCAUGAUUUAAUAGAAAUCAAUGAUACUGUUAUUCAUGGCCCUGAUGGUAUUGUUUCAAAAGAUGAAUUUACCAGUGAGAUAAAAACUGAGAUUUCUAAUGUUCAAAAUCUAAUAACUGAAAAAGUCUUAAAUGACAAGAAAAAUAAGACUCCAAAAAAGACGUUGACGGUUGUAAAGAAAUUAAAGAGAAAACAGACUAAAACUAAAGUCAUAAAAACUGAUACUUGUAUCGUUGAAAAUAUAAUAAAUGAAAAACUAUUAAAUGACAAGAAGAAUAAGACUCCAAAAAAGACGUUGAAGGCUGUAAAGAACUUAAAGAGAAAACAUACUAAAACUAAAGUGAAGGACAAUCUAGUCUUGAAAACAGAACAGAUGGAUAGAAGUUCGGAUGUUGAUAAAGUCAUAACGAAGGUGGAAAACGUAAAUAUAGACAAAAUGGAUGUGACGGAUGUAGAUGUAGAUGCUAAUAAUGAUAAUAAUGGAGUUGAAAAAAUACAAGCAAAUUCUAAGAAAAAAGGCCGGAAAAAGAGGGAACCGCAGCCGGAAACAUAUUUCGCUCAAUUUGCAAGUAGCAUUAACCAUAGCGUUGUCACUUUCAGCAAGGAAGAACAACUGGAAGUGAUUGCAAGGCGCAAGGAGUCAGAUUACUACAAGCAGUGUCCUUUCAAGUGUGAAGACUGCGGGAAGGGAUUCAGGGUGGAGUCAGCGUACAACAACCACCGAGUCAAGCACAGUCCGAGCAGCGGGCCGUUCUUGUGUAGCAUCUGCGGCGUGCGCUGGCCGAAAGGCCACCGCCUGCGCACGCACCAGCGCUCCCACCAGAUGAAGUUCGUCUGUAACGAGUGUAACUUCGUCUCCAGGCAUACGGGCCAAGCGAGCAAGCACCGCGCCUCCCACGACGGCGAGUCAUACAAGUGCCCUCACUGCGAUAAGACAUUCAUAAAGCAAACGUCGUACUUCAACCACAGACGCCUCGCUCACGCAGCGAACAACUUGGACUGUCCCGACUGCGGAGAGACCUUCAUCAGCAAGCUAGGGCUCCAACAACACAAGAAGCUGGCACAUGCCCCGAAACCGCAUCAGUUCGUAUGCGCGGUCUGCUCCGCGGGUUUUACAAGCGCGGAGGCGCUGAGCAGACACUCUGAGGCCGGCGGCGACCACGGAGCGCUGAGCCCGUGCGAGCAGUGCGGGGAGAACUGUGCGAGCGAGACGCAACUACAGGAACACGUCAACGAGGCUCACUCUGCGGAGUCGCAUCGCUGCGAACGGUGCUCGAUGGUUUUCAACAACGCGACGGCGCUGGACACACACAACCGUCGCAAGCAUCUCGGGCAGCGCUACCAGGGCCCCAAGAGAGACAAGAUAUGUUACGAACCGUCCAAACGGCGAGCCAUGUGCGACCAGUGCGGAGCUACUGUGAACGCGGCGAUUCUGGAGUACCACAAGCGCACUCAUCUCGCCGUGAAGCCCCACGCCUGCCCUCAUUGCCCGAAGACGUUUGCGUUGCCAGCCGCAUUAACGUAUCACGUCCGAUCGCACACAGGCGACAAACCGUUCAAGUGUUCAGAGUGCUCCCGAGACUUCUCCAUGAAGGGCAACCUGACCCGCCAUUACAACGUUGCGCACCUAGGCAAGCGGGACGCGUUCCCCUGCCCCGUGUGCGGGCGCACUUCCACCACGCGCUCCUCGGUGAAGGUGCAUCUCCGCGCCGUGCACGGCGGCUCGGGCUGGCCCAGGCGCCAGCGCGACAAACGCAAGCCACAUAAUAAAUGAUUCAACAGA